AGCUCACAGACCCGGAUUGCUGGUGGGCAGGCCGGCCACAGCGAAGGGGCACCACGGUGUUGGCGUGCAACCAGCUAAGAGCACUGGGAGUAUGAGGCUCUGGCUUCCAUUGGCCACUCACUUGUGAUCUUUCCACCACGGCGGCAGAGCCUUCCAGACCGACCUCCUGCCGUGUGGUGAUCUACCUACAGCGGGAGAUGUCAGGAGACACCUGUCUGUGCCCACCCUUAGGGGCCAAGCCCAAGCCCAGCGGCUUCAAGGGAGGGGGCCUGGGGAACAAAUACGUCCAGCUUAAUGUGGGUGGCUCCUUGUACUACACCACCGUGCGGGCACUGACCCGGCAAGACACCAUGCUCAAGGCCAUGUUCAGCGGACGCAUGGAAGUGCUGACCGACAAAGAAGGCUGGAUCCUCAUUGAUCGGUGUGGAAAGCACUUUGGCACCAUUUUGAAUUACCUCCGUGAUGACACCAUCAUCCUCCCUCAAAACCGGCAAGAAAUCAAGGAAUUGAUGGCUGAAGCAAAAUAUUACCUCAUUCAGGGACUGGUGGACAUGUGUCAAACAGCACUGCAGGACAAGAAGGACUCAUACCAGCCCGUGUGCAACAUCCCCAUCAUCACAUCCCUGAAGGAGGAGGAGAGGCUCAUUGAAUCCUCCACCAAGCCCGUGGUGAAGCUGUUGUACAAUAGGAGCAACAACAAGUAUUCCUAUACCAGCAACUCCGAUGACCACCUGCUGAAAAACAUCGAGCUGUUUGACAAGCUCUCCCUGCGUUUCAAUGGCCGUGUGCUCUUCAUCAAGGACGUCAUUGGUGAUGAGAUCUGCUGCUGGUCCUUCUACGGCCAGGGCCGUAAGCUGGCAGAGGUGUGCUGCACCUCCAUCGUGUAUGCCACAGAGAAGAAGCAGACCAAGGUGGAAUUCCCUGAGGCCCGAAUCUAUGAGGAAACUCUCAAUGUUCUGCUCUAUGAGACCCCCCGAGUCCCUGACAACUCCUUGUUAGAGGCCACCAGUCGCAGCCGCAGCCAGGCUUCACCCAGCGAAGAUGAGGAGACCUUUGAACUGCGCGACCGGGUCCGCCGCAUUCACGUCAAGCGCUAUAGCACUUAUGAUGACCGGCAGCUCGGGCACCAGUCUGCCCAUCGUGACUGACAGGAACUUCAGGGAGUCAGGGCACAGGAUGCUCUGUCUCCCUUCCUGUGGAACCCUGCCCCACUGGCCAGCCCACGUUGCUGUUGGCUGGGUCUCUGCUCCAGCACCCAGCGACAUGCCAGGCCAUGCCUGGGAGGCCGGAGAGCCUGAGCAGGGGAGGGACCACAUUCUUUCACCAUGCUCCCUAAGUACUUCAAGAUGACUGGGUCCUGACAUGCCCCUGGGGUGAAUGGCUUGGCCUGUCGUCCUUCCUUGGCCUUUUACUGAGAACUCCUUUCCUCUAUUGAAGGGGUAUGCGCCUUAUGCUCAGCUGAGGCCCAUGGAGAAUGGGUUCAUUCUGUAGGAAAGGUGGUUUCUGGUGCUGUGGAGGCCCAGUUUCGCACAAAAGGUAGGGCUCUUUUUAUCAAUCACAGGCUGGAUAAGCUUUAAAAAAAAAAAAAAAGGAAAUGAAUAGUUUUUGAGUCUAAUAAUGAGACUUAAGUAUUUCUGCUACUCCUCCAGGGUGCCUUAUCCUGAAUUUUAUAGAACUCUUAGCCCUUUUCAAAGCCUUGCAUAUCUUUCUUUAAAGCACUUUGUUCUUUUAUUCAGGAUAUUUGUAUUCUGCCUUGAACCAUAUCAUCUUUUUGUAACCAGAACCCCCUCUUCCUGCAGAAUCAAAUAGAGGGAAGAGGGGUAGAAGAAGCAAUAAAAAGCUGGUCAUCUUUGGCUUUCUCAGGCUCACCAAGCAGCCAGCUCAAGAGUGCUGAGGAGGAAAAUAUAAGGUGGGAGACUGCCGAGCUGGUUGUAGUGGCUCUGCCUGAGGCAGGCAGACAGGGCUUCAGGUUCAAAGCCUGUUCUCCCCAGAAACUGGUGGUUCACUGCUCAGGAAGGAAAUGUAAGGUGGGACUUGAGGUCCUAAUAAUGUUCCUAUGAGGAAAAAAAAAAACCCUUUACCCUACAUCAUAGGCACAUAACUCUUAACUCUGCCCUCACUUCCAAGGCAUGCUGUCCUCACUGUAAAGCUAACUUCCCAUUUUAGAGGCCAAUAUUUGCUUGAAGUCAGGACUUGAUGAUCAAACCUUUCCUUGUAUGCCCAACUGCUGAGGACAGGGAGCUCCAAGCCCUUCAUUUCAGGUAGCCUGUGGGGAGUUGGCACCUGCUUUGCCACAUCUUACCGCCCCCCCCCCCCCCCCCCUGUGCACGCGCACACACACACACACACACACACACAUCUAUGCUGUUGGUUUAGUGUCCUGGCUAUUGAUGGUGCUUCUGUCACAUGAGUCUCUAAACAUGGCCUAGCCCCCUUAAAGGCCGCCUUCUUGCCUUUCUUGGAAUGAUUUAGUGGAGACGCCUAGCACCAACUAUUAAGACAGGAUUCAUCUUCAGGGCUUUGGUUUUCUUUCCUUUCUGGUUGAUAUGUCUCUUGAGAGGCUGCUUAUCUGAAUUAUUUUCCAGAGGAAUGCCUACAGGGAGGUGGUUUUUCUUUUUGCCUUCUUAAAGCAGCACAAUCACUUGGCUGGUAAGGGAUUAAGAUUAUCAAAUUCACCUCUUGACCACUUGUAAUAUAGCUAAGUGGAUACUCAAGCUUGCCCACCAGUAGAGCUUUUGGGCAAAUGCCAAGUCCUGGGCUAGUAGAUAUAAGGACCUGAAAUGACAUAAUGGAGCAAGGGGGAAAUUAGGCUCUAAUCAGGCAGUUUUGCACAUAAGGCAGACUUGAAUGUAUAAAAUCUUUCACGUGAGGCACCUUCGUGAUUAGCUACCAACAGUUCUUCCUACCCUCAGUGGAAUUUUGUGGGCAGAUUCUGGCACUGGCUUUGUGGUUUUCUUGCAAAGACAGCAUUGCUUCUGGCCAUCUUAGGCCAGUGGCCCAUUUCUACCCCCCCCAAGCUUUAUCACUUAAAAGUCCCAAGCGCCCCACUGAGAUAUUUUAAUGUUUGUCCUUCCAGCCCUGUAUUAUCAGUGUAUUUCCUGCUUUGACAUUCAGAUCCUCAGUUGUCUCAAUAGUGACUGAUCUCUUUCUCAGAUACCACAAGUCUGGAGGACUGGACACUUUACACCUCUGGAAAGUUUUCCUUGAUCUUAAGAAAAAUACUAAUAUUAAACUUGCUGAAGCAAUCUUAACUUCUUUAAUGGAAUUUUGUAGCAUAAGGGUGUGGAAUUUUUAGUUUUCUAAACCAAUUUAGAAAACAGCUAUUAGUAGGUGAAUUUUUCAACUCAGUUCGAAGGGAAAGUGUGGGUGGCAAACCUUAUCUGUUUCUGAGAAAACUAGCAGCUUGCUAUCACAUGUACAAGUACUGGAUUUCAUUCAAUUUGGUGUCUAAGGGCAGCCAGAAAGAUGGCACAACUUCUGGCUUGAGAGAACUUCUGUUUUGUUUCCAUGUAACUGUAGAUGAUAGAAGAUAGAUGAUAGAAACAAACACUAAUUUCUAAUAAAAUUGUGUAUUACA
This is a messenger RNA of Erinaceus europaeus (western European hedgehog), 3577 nucleotides long. It is a transcript of the gene TNFAIP1, whose product is annotated as TNF alpha induced protein 1. The transcript has 7 exons. Gene Ontology annotation, molecular function: protein binding; ubiquitin-protein transferase activity. The record is from RefSeq and is a predicted model, not a curated record. Lineage: Eukaryota; Metazoa; Chordata; Mammalia; Eulipotyphla; Erinaceidae. Gene Ontology annotation, cellular component: Cul3-RING ubiquitin ligase complex. Gene Ontology annotation, biological process: negative regulation of Rho protein signal transduction; protein homooligomerization; proteasome-mediated ubiquitin-dependent protein catabolic process. Bases 198 to 1148 code for a protein of 316 amino acids.